AUGUCGUGGCGGACGUCCGCCGCCCCCGCGUCCACCGCAGGCGCCGUCGACGCGACGGCGCUCAACGCGUUCCUUCGCGCGGGGCAAGCCGCGGCGACGACGCCCGGGACGAAGCUCUACGUCGUCAUGGGGAACGAAGCCGCGGACCUGGACUCGAUCGCGUGCGCGAUCGCGCUGGCGACCAGCCUGGACCGCGACGGCGUCGCCGCGGAAGCGAACGAGCGCGUGAUCCCGCUGAUCGCCAUCCCGCGCGACGACUUUUCUCUUCGCGCGGACGCGGCGUGGCUCCUUCGCGACCUCGGCGUGGACGUCUCCUCGCUCGUGUUCCUUGACGACCUCGACGUCGCGGCGCCUCCGAGCGGCGUGGAGAUCGCCGGGUUGACGCUCGUGGAUCACAACGCGCUCUCGCCGCGGUUGGCGGCGUCCGCCGCCGCCGCGCUCGCGUCGAAGACGGUGCUCGUGAUCGAUCACCACGAUGACGAGAAGAAAUACCCGGACACCGCGUUCGUCACGAUCGAGCCCACGGGCUCGUGCGCGACGCUCGUGUUCGAGCGCAUCGCGAAGACGCGCUCGUGCGCGAGAGACGUCCUGUGCGCGGGCGGUCCGAUCGCGACGAUGCUGUUCGCGGCGGUGCUGAUCGAUACGCAAAAUUUGGACCCGGCGGCGACGCGGUCGACGCCGCGCGACGUCGCCGCGGUGGACGCGCUCGCGCCGCGCGUCGCCGCGAAAGUCGGCGACGUCGCCCUCGUCGACGCGAGCGACGCGAGCGCGCGAAUUGGGUUCUACGAGGAGCUGAAGCGACGGCGGUUCGACCAGCGCGGGCUCUCGCCGCGGGAUCUGUUGCGGCGGGACUAUAAGCAGUGGACGAUGGGCGACGGGCGGUGGGGGUGGGAGGUGGGCGUGGCGUCGUUCGGCGUCCCGUUGACGGAGAUGGGCGGGCGCGGCGGUGGCGACGACGCGUCGUCCGUGGUAACGGCCGCGUGCGAUGCGUUCGCGCGGGAGCGGGGGCUGGACGUGCUCGUGUUGAUGGCGGCGUUUGACGACGCGAACGACGGCGGCGCGUUCGCGAGGCAGCUCGCGUUUUGGCUCCCGUCCGCGGCGUCCUCCGGCGGCGCUGGCGUCGACGCGGAGACGCGCUCGAAACGCGACGCCGUGCUUCGCGAGAUGAUCGCGGAGACGCUCGCGCCCGCGCUCGGCGGCCUGGAGCGACUGGACGCGGAGGAGGGCGCCGUCGGGGCGUUCGAAGGGCGCGCCUACGCGCAAAGGGACGCGCGCGCGUCGAGGAAAAAACUGCAGCCCGCGAUGGCCGCGCGGCUGAGCGAGACACCCAAGCCGCGGUAG
Micromonas pusilla CCMP1545 is the source of this 1341-nucleotide messenger RNA. RefSeq lists its product as uncharacterized. The transcript has a single exon. Gene Ontology annotation, molecular function: exopolyphosphatase activity. Gene Ontology annotation, cellular component: cytoplasm. The record is from RefSeq and is a predicted model, not a curated record. NCBI's taxonomy places the organism in Eukaryota, Viridiplantae, Chlorophyta, Mamiellophyceae, Mamiellales, Mamiellaceae. Bases 1 to 1341 code for a protein of 446 amino acids.